Messenger RNA from Acanthisitta chloris (rifleman), 650 nucleotides. RefSeq names its product heat shock factor protein 1-like. NCBI's taxonomy places the organism in Eukaryota, Metazoa, Chordata, Aves, Passeriformes, Acanthisittidae. The transcript is spliced from 5 exons. Gene Ontology annotation, molecular function: DNA binding; DNA-binding transcription factor activity. Gene Ontology annotation, biological process: regulation of DNA-templated transcription. The annotation marks the transcript as partial. The record is from RefSeq and is a predicted model, not a curated record.
UCAAGGAGGAGCCGCCGAGCCCCACGCGCAGCCCCCGGAUCGAGGAGCCGAGUCCUGGGAAUCCUCCCACGGCAGAAACUCCUCUGUCCCCGUCCACCUUCAUCGACUCCAUCCUGCGGGACAGCGAUCCCGGCGCGCCCGGCGACGGCUCCGCGCAGCCCCAUUCCCAGGAAAAGUGCCUCAGCGUCGCCUGCCUCGACAAGAAUGAACUCAACGACCACCUGGACACCAUCGACUCCAACCUGGACAACCUCCAGACGAUGCUGACCACGCACGGAUUCAGCAUGGACAGUGCCCUGCUGGACCUCUUCAGCCCUUCCAUGACGGUUACGGACAUGAACCUUCCCGACCUGGACAGCAGCUUGGCCAGCAUCCAGGACCUCCUCUCCUCCCAGGAGCAGCAGAAGCCGUCGGAGACGGAAGCCAGCACGGCAGACACAGGGAAGCAGCUGGUGCACUACACGGCCCAGCCCCUGUUCCUGGUGGAUUCCAGCGCCGUGGACGUGGGCACUGGGGACCUUCCCAUCUUCUUCGAGCUGGGAGAAGGUCCUUACUUCACGGACGGCGACGCGGAGUACGCGGAGGAUCCCACCGUGUCCCUCCUGGCCGGGACUGAGCAGCCCAAGCCCAAGGACCCUGCCAUCUCCUAA